UCUCUCUCUUACCUUUAACAACUGUGUAUAUUUUCCUACUUUUAUGAAAAAUUAUAUAUAUGUAAGAGAUAUAUCUCCUUUCCUCUCCUCUCCUCUCACCCAAGCCUCUAGCUAAGAAAUUCCAUUUCUUGUGAUUAUUUGUUUAAAAGGAGUGGAAUAAUAAAGAAAGAGAGAGACCUUUGGGAGAGAGAGAGAGAUAAAGUGAGGGGAGAAUGAGAUUGAGGAGGAGCAUACCUUCUCUUUUCGUUUAUGCAUUAUAUGCUUCCUCUCAUUAGAUCUUGGAUUUUACCCAAUCUCUUUCUAUUUCUUCCCAUCCUCACUCCUCCAACCUUAAUCAUUGUUGUUAUGUUUUUCUCUGAUUCAUCUCCUAUUCUGAAAUUUCUGGUUUGAAUCUCAAUUUUCAUGAAUGAAGGAUCCAAUGAUUUUACAUUGAUUCCUGCAUUUCGUUUGAUCACUGAACGCUUCCUUGUUUCCUGCCUCAUUUUCUGGAUAAGGAUCAAUGACACCACUUUGAUUCCAUUGUACAAAAUUGAAUUGUCCCCCAAUUUGAGAUUUUCUCAGUGGAUCGGAUAGUUGAACUUUAAGUCUGUGUCAACUCAAUUCACUGAAGAAAAACAAUGGAAAUGGAUAAUCAGGGCAAGCUCUUCAUCGGCGGGAUAUCUUGGGACACCAAUGAGGAUCGCCUCAAGGAAUAUUUCGGAGCAUACGGCGAAGUAGUCGAGGCAGUUAUCAUGCGUGACCGGAGCACAGGCCGUGCACGUGGCUUCGGCUUUGUCGUCUUCGCCAGCCCUACUGAUGCCGAGCGAGUGGUCAAGGAGAAGCACACGAUUGAUGGCCGAACCGUGGAAGCAAAGAAAGCAGUCCCUAGGGAUGACCGAAUUCAAGGAUCAUCAGGGCCCGGCCGAACGAAGAAGAUCUUCGUGGGUGGACUAGCGUCCACAGUGACCGAGGCCGACUUCAAAGGCUACUUUGACCAGUUCGGAACUAUAACGGAUGUUGUGGUGAUGUACGACCACAACACCCAACGGCCGAGAGGGUUCGGUUUCAUAACGUACGACUCGGAGGACUCGGUCGACCGUGUCCUCCACAAGACCUUCCACGAGCUCAACGGCAAGACGGUCGAAGUCAAACGGGCCGUCCCCAAGGAGCUCUCCCCUGGCCCGGCCCGAAGCCCGCUCGUCGACUACAACUAUGGCUUGGGCCGCGCGGCGGCUGCCUCUUUCUACAACAUGGGCUCGAUUGGGAUUAGAAUGGACGGAAGGUACAGCCCGUUGGGUAGUCAGGAUUACAAUUAUGGGAGAAGCCAAGAAAGGUACAACUCGCCUAUAGGGUACAACUCGAGCGGGAGCAGGGGGUAUUCCUUCCUCAGCCCGCCUUCGAGAAAUGUUUGGGGAAAUGCCGGUAAUAGUGGGUUUGGAGUGUUUGGGGCCAAUUGGGGGGAUUCCCCGGGAGGCUCGGCUGGUGAGAACAGCUAUGGCUUAUUGGGGACGAGAGGGUUUGGGAGGAAUAAUGGUGCAUCCUCAUUUGUUGGGUCUGGUGGAGAUUACGAGGGGUAUUAUGGGGAUUUUUUUUACCGAGGUGGGUCCGUGUAUGGGGACACCACCUGGAAGAAUCAGGACAAUUCUGGCUCAUUUGGUUAUGGUCUUUGGGGCUCAGAGGAUGUUGGUGGGAAAUAUUCUGAGGAUUAUGUGGUGGGAUAUGAUAUCACAAAUAGGCAAUCUAGUAGAGGUAAUCUUUUGAGCUGAAGAUUUAAUAUUCUCGUCAUAUGUUAAGUGAAGGAGAUGUUGCCUAGUUAAAUUCCAUUGGGUUCAUUAGUUUGUUGUUUGAUUAACCAAGGAAGUUGGAGACAUAAAAAGUGUAUCUGUAGUUGUUUGUGCUUAGCUGAAAGAUCAUACAAGUUGUUACAUUAGCUUUUGUCAGUUCAGGACGUAUUGAACGUAUUUGCUGUAGUCAUUUUACUCUGUACUGCUAUUCUUCUUGCCAUUCCUGAGAUCCUAUUGAAGAGAGCUACUGUCGACCCUAGGAAAAGUCUCACAUGCUGCAGACAUCAGAAUGAGCAUACAUGUGUAACGUAUUAAUUUACAGUGUUGAAGUAAACAUGCUAAGUGUAUUAUGAGUGACUCGGGACCAUUUAUUGAGAUGUGUUCGAAGAAAAGAAAACCAGUACUUGCUAAUU
Messenger RNA from Striga asiatica, 2176 nucleotides. The record is from the annotation of a GenBank genome assembly. NCBI's taxonomy places the organism in Eukaryota, Viridiplantae, Streptophyta, Magnoliopsida, Lamiales, Orobanchaceae.